Messenger RNA from [Candida] anglica, 2442 nucleotides. The record is from the annotation of a GenBank genome assembly. NCBI's taxonomy places the organism in Eukaryota, Fungi, Ascomycota, Pichiomycetes, Serinales, Debaryomycetaceae.
AACGUUGAUGGUUUAUCUGGGGAAAAUCUGAAGGGCACACCAUUUCGCGUGCGAAAAGCCACAGUGAACCAACAUGAGAAGUCUAAACAAUACUCAAAUACUAAUGUAAAAGCGAUAUGCGAAAAUGAAUGAUUUGCUCUAUUGAUGGCACCAAUAACAACAAAAAAGACACGAGCAAGUGUGGCAUGUGAACUAUGCCGAGAGAGCAAGCUUAAAUGUCUCAACGAGAACUCUACUUUACCUUGCAAUCGAUGCAAUAGAUUAGGAUUGGAAUGUAGAUACCUAUUACGUGAUUCACAGCAAAAAAGGAAAGGAAUUGCACAAAGAUAUAGCAAAUAUCAAAAUAAUGAUAAACGUCAACAUCUGGAUACCACCGUUGCCAUCUCUCCAACCAAUACAGCUACUAAAGAAACCCGACCAAAACCUUUGAAAACCAAACCACCUAAACAUGGCCACCCAGCUGAAGGUGCAACUGUUGUCCUUCCUCCUAAAAAAAUAAUUCUUGAAAUUGCCACAAUAUUUUUUGCAAAUCAAUACCAAGGUAUUUUUCCCUUCCUUCAUAAGCCUUCGUUUCUUGCAUUUCUUAGAUCUGAAGAAUUUGAUCCACGAACAUACAUUUCAAAGGACUAUUGUGCUAAAUAUUUCAGGGCAAGUUAUGUGCUGUCUUUAAAAUAUCCAGAUCCACUUCUUCUAUUGGCAGUCUUGGCAUUAUGCUCACGAUUACAUCCUGAGAUUGCAAGAAUGUAUGGAACAUUUUCAGAGGAUGACGAUCCCGAUGAAUAUAUACCAAAUUUUUCAUCUAACGGUGGCAAUGUAGGCGAUGGAGUAUCAUCUCUUGCGGCAUCGCGAUAUUUUGGAUGGCAUGCAAGAAAUCAUUUAAAACAGGUAUUCGAUAGCCCAACAAUUCAAAGAGUGCAAGCAUUGACACUAUUGAGUAGUCAUGAAUGGGGUGAAGGAAAUGAAUCACGAAGUUAUAUGUAUGUUGGAAUUGCUGCUAGGAUGGCCCUAGUAUUGGGCCUUGGGAAUGAAGCCAGUUUUCAAGAGGAGGAUGAUAAAGAAGAACAGAGCUAUCACACAGAUGAAAUAUCCCAAUUCCUUUGCAUUGAGAGCAAACGCAGAACAAUGUGGUCCGUGUACAUGAUGGAUCGAUGCAAUGGAAGUGGUAGAAAUAGAUCUCUGUGCAUAAAAAUUGAAGAUGUUCCCAUACGGCUACCCUGCCAAGAGCUAGAUUUUUUCUUUGGCCGAGCUGGUGUGCUGACUGGGGAUGCAAGUCCAUCCCUUACUUUCAACGAGGCAAUGUCUCAGCUUUCAGGCAAUCUCGAAAAAAGUAAUGGUAAUGCCAUCCAUAAUACAUCAGGAGAGAUCAGCAGAAGAUUAGUAUCUACAGUUGCACAAACAUCACCAUUUGGAUUUCUUGUUAUUUUAUUUGAGAUCUGGAAAAAAAUUGCACGGUGGGUGGGUGAAGUUGGUGGACGAUUGGAUAAACUUCCUCCUUGGGAUGAAAGCUCAUCUUUUUUCCGCUUCUCUUUGGAACUUGACCACUUUGAAAAAGGACUUCCUAGUAGACUUGUAUUCUCCACCUUCAACAUGGAUGCACAUAUUGCUGAAGGAACUGGUGGGCUUUAUGGAUACUUGCAUAGUCUUUUCUUCUUGUGUCGCAUAUUUUUGAAUAGAGAGUACUUCUAUUGCAGUCCUCAAUUGUUACCAAAAGCUUGGUGGGGAAAUGCAACUCUUUCCCUUCUACAACUGAUUGAUAAAAUGCAUCUUUUGUUCACAACUUUAACUACGGUAAAUCUGAUGGUCGUGGCCCCAUUUACUGGGUUUGAGGCGUUCACAAUGUCCACCACCUGUAUGUACAUUGAUGCAUUUCCAGUAGAUGUACUAAAGCUGUACUUCCCUCUGGAACUUUUACCAGAACAACAAGAUGGCGACCAACAAGAUAUCAAUGCCGCGGUUGAUUUUAUAAAAACAAAAUACCAGCAAAUGGGCAUUAGUUCAUUACAACUCCUUGGAGAGUGGAAAAAAGCCUGGAAGUUGGCUGGUUCUUGGUACGAAAUGACAUUAAAAUUUAGAGAUUCUCUUCAGAAUAGUACCAAGAGGCGCCAACCAUCAAUACAAGAUGAUGAAGUGCACCAUAAGUUACAUGACUACGGAAAUGGUAGCGUAAAAGAGGUUUACUUACCAACAAAUGCAACAUUUAAAAGACCAACUGACCAGAUGCACAUCCUGAAUUUAUUAUCUGCAGAGGUUACACCAGAAGCAGAGAAAUUUACAGGUGAAAAUGGGAAUGCGGAAAAUACUUCAGAUACACCUAUUCUAGACUUCAUUGAUAACUUGGAUUUUGCAAGCAUAAUACCUGGAUGGUAUGACGCAGUAAACAUGUGAAGGCUUAUUUAAUUUUAUUUAUAGAUAUAAAAAAUUUACCAAAAAUACAUUUAUGGU